AUGGAUAGGAAAAUCUACAGGAAGUGUUGUUCUUUAUAUGGUUCACGGUUUCCAGGAUUAACUGAAUUACAGAACAUGAGGCUUGUUUAUGUGAGCACAUACAACGUUGUGUUUGGGGCUAAGGAGAUUAUCAAUGGCAAUGAAACCUUACCUUAUUUCCCUCUUGAUGAUUAUGUUGAUCCAUACAGCCGCAGCAAAUGUAUUGCUGAACAGUUAGUUCUAAAGAGCAAUGGGCGCCCUCUCAAGAAGAAGAAUGGAAAUCUCUAUACAUGCGUAAUUCGUCCGGCUGCUAUCUACGGACUAGGUGAGGAGAGACAUCUCCCCCGCAUUAUAAAUCUUUCAAAGUUAGGUCUGCUGCCAUUCAAAAUUGGUGAAGAAAGAGUGAAGUCAGACUGGGUUUAUAUAGAUAACCUUGUUCUGACCCUAAUAUUGGCUAGCAUGGGACUCUUGGAUGACAUUCCCCAGAGGGAAGGACGUCCAAUAGCUGCUGGUCAACCAUACUUUAUAUCAGAUGGGUCUCCAGUCAACAGUUUUGAAUUCCUUCGCCCACUACUCCAGAGCUUGGAGUAUGACCUGCCAAAGCGGUCAUUAGCUGUCUCUCAUGCUCUUGUUCUGGGAAGGAUAUUCCAGUUGGUCUACACUAUCUUAUAUCCAUGGUUGAACCGAUGGUGGCUUCCUCAACCAUUGAUGCUUCCUACUGAAGUACACGAGGUUCACUUCUAAAUUACCUCGUUUUCUGGUUGAAUAUAAUUGUAGACUUGUAAAGCAUUCCUUACUGCUUACAAAAACAACAAACAUUGGGUCUUGGGGGUGGGCUCCCUUCAAGGUUCAGGGAUCGAAACCUCUUAGGUACUAACAAUUCCUUGGGGCCACCGGACUAGGAAAAAACCCUUGAAUUAAUGGUGGUGCACUUGAAGGAAACUCCUUGCCGAGAGCCUGUGCAUCCCUAGGGAUUAGUCGGGCUUUGAUCCUCACACCUAGUGCCAAUCCAAAAAUAAAAUAAAUCAGAGAGAAGGGUUAUCUCCCUUAUAUUAGGGGUUUUUUCCCAUAUAUUAUAGUAGUACAGUCUAAAGUACAAAAGUAUCCUUACACAACGCAACAUAACAUAAAAUCACUUCCUACUUGGAUGUUAUAAAGGGUCAUCUAUAUACCCCUCUACUGGUUUCAAUUUAAGUGGUUAAUGCAACAUAUCGUCACUUUGAUGCAUACCUCCUAUUGCCACUCGGCAGUUUCCUAAAAUUCUGCAGUUCUCACCUGGCCUAGUUACAAUUGAUCCUGCACCUUCCCACAUGGUUUACCAUAAUUCCUUCCACCCCAUCUCAACACCCACAUUUCCAGACAAACUUGAAACAUUCUCUAACAUCUGUUGUUAGGUUUUGCAAGUUUCACUACUGUGUACUGAACCAUAUCUGAUAUAUUUGUGUGUGUUUUAUUUCUUGACAGGUUGGGGUUACUCAUUACUUCUCUUUCCUAAAAGCAAAGGAGGAGCUUGGCUAUGUCCCUAUGGUGAGUCCUCAGGAGGGCAUGGCCGCAACCAUAUCAUAUUUUCAAGAGAGGAAAAUGAGAAGUUUGGACGGGCCUACAGUAUAUACAUGGAUGUUUAGUGUAAUUGGAAUGACUUUGCUAUUUAUUGCUGCAUAUUGGCCAGCUUUCGGACCUAUGUCGCUUUUAAGAGAUUUCUGUCUCUUCUUCUUCCGGUCUAUGUGGGUAAUGAGAAUGGUGUUCAUUUUGGCUACAGCAGCUCAUAUUGGAGAGGCUAUGUAUGCGUGGCAUCUGGCAAAAAAAGUGGAUCCUUUGAAUGUAAGAGGCUGGUUUUGGCAUACUCUUGCGCUUGGGGUUCUUUCAUUGCGUUUCCUGUUGAAGAGAGCCAGGAAGUAAGUUGGAGCAUCUAUUGUCGAUAUAAUCUUUUUAGCAGCUGUAUUUACUACUGUAUAAGGUCAGUUCCUUCGUAGGCAGUAAAAUAGGACACAGCUAGGGGUUUAGAAUUUUUUGGUAGUGUUGAAAAAUGUGAUCAGAGAUCCUCUUUUUAUUUCUAUGAACAACCACUGUGUCUCUAUCAAAGGAGAUUUGAUUUGAUUUGAUUU
Molecule: messenger RNA, 2084 nt
Organism: Camellia sinensis
Lineage: Eukaryota; Viridiplantae; Streptophyta; Magnoliopsida; Ericales; Theaceae
Source: RefSeq, a predicted model, not a curated record